Messenger RNA from Solanum stenotomum, 396 nucleotides. Its product is annotated as GDSL esterase/lipase EXL3-like. Bases 1 to 396 code for a protein of 131 amino acids. Gene Ontology annotation, molecular function: hydrolase activity, acting on ester bonds. NCBI's taxonomy places the organism in Eukaryota, Viridiplantae, Streptophyta, Magnoliopsida, Solanales, Solanaceae. Gene Ontology annotation, cellular component: extracellular region. The record is from RefSeq and is a predicted model, not a curated record. The transcript has 2 exons.
AUGGCUUUAUUGUGUGCUGUUUUUAUAAUGUUAUUUAUUUCAUGUGAAGCAAAGUUGCAAUUACGUAAGGACAUAAAUAUAACGGCUCUUUUUGCUUUUGGAGAUUCAAUUGUGGAUCAAGGAAAUAAUAACAAUUUAAUUACUCAUGCAAAGUGUAAUUUUUUACCUUAUGGAAAAGAUUUCAUGGGUGGUAAUAAACCAACUGGAAGAUUUAGCAAUGCCAGGACACCAGCAGACAUGUUAGUUGAAGAUUUUGGGAUUAAGAAGCUAAUGCCAGCUUAUCUAGAUUCAAAUUUAAAAGUUGAAGAUUUAAAAACUGGAGUAAGUUUUGCUUCAGGAGCUUCUGGAUUUGACCUUUUAACUCCUAUUGUCGCGGUAACUUCUUAUUCUAUCUAA